Messenger RNA from Paramecium pentaurelia, 1980 nucleotides. The record is from the annotation of a GenBank genome assembly. Lineage: Eukaryota; Ciliophora; Oligohymenophorea; Peniculida; Parameciidae.
AUGAUUAUAUUAGUUUAUCUUUUAGUUAAUGUUUGCUUAAGCAAGAGAGUGUCAUAUUCAUGUUAAUCUGAAUAUUUUUGGACAGGAUAAACAUGCUUACCUUGUGAGAAAGGAUGUAAAUGUAGUUCUUAUAUGGGUUGUGAUGGAGGAUUACAAUGUUAAGAUGGUUGGGUAUAUUAAGAUGAAGGAGAAAAGAAAUGUGUACAAUGUCCAACAGGAUGUAGUACAUGUAUUGUAAAUGGAAUAAAUGGAUUUAUUUGUAAUAAAUGCUAAACAGGAUAUCAACUAAUAGGUAUCAAUAUUUAGUAUAUAUUUAUAGCAAAUAUCUGUGUACCACUGAGUUUUAAUCCAAGAUUAGGGAAUGUUAAGUUCUUUGGAUUUGGAUUAUGGGGAAUUCCUUAUUGGAAUAUUGCAUUGGAUAAUUUGCCAUAAGGUAUUGAAGAGGCUUAUUCCACAUUGGAUUGUAUUGAAAGAGAUUCAUCAACAACAUUUUGUUUGAAAUGUCCAGAUGGUUCAUGGUUGAAUGAAGUAAUGUAAUGUGAGAAAUGUGGGCCAGGUUGUUCUUUGUGUACGUCUAGAGGAACUUGUGUAGAAUGUCAAAGUGGAUAUUAUUGGGGUGAAUAGACAGGUUAAUAUAAUUAAUAUAAUGCAUAUUUCAAUGGAGCAGGAAGAUGCUUAGAAUGUAAUAUAAAAAAUGCUAAGAAUUGUGAUAGUAAAUAGGUUUUGAGUUGUAUAGAUGGAUUUUAUUUAUAAAAUUAAAUUUGUAUGGAUUGCUUAAAUUAAUGUUUAACUUGUACAGAUAGUAAUUCAUGUGUUACAUGUAAGUAAGGAUAUUUCUUAUAGAAUAAUUAAUGUUAGUUUUGUAUUGGAAAUAGUGAUAUGAAUAUAAAUUGUUUGGAAUGUUCUGAUCAAACUAAAUGUACUAAAUGUUCUGAUACUUAUAUGUUAAUAAAUUCUUAAUGCUAUUUAAUUCCAAUGGAUCCAGGAUGUGAAAAAUUUAGAGCCAAAGGAAAUAAUUAAGUUAUAUGUGAUAUUUGUUUAAAUGGAUAUUACUUAUAUCAAGGAACUUGUUAUUCUUGUUUGAAUUAGAAUGAAUUAUAUGAACUUUGUACAAAUUUGGAUGAAUCUGGAUAAUCUCCAUCCAUCUAUCCCACUUAAUGUUUUACUAAUAUAGCAGAUCCUAUUAGUUCAGCCAAUUACUUUUUAAUUCAAUAAACAGAUUAAGAAAUUAAUACUAACAUAUGUGUUCAAAAUAAUAAUGGAUGCAUUAAAAUGGUAGAUUCAAUUGGACAAUGUUCUUAAUGUGCUGAUCAUUACAUUUUAAAUAAUGGAGUUUGUUAUCCAUGUUCAACUAUUUUAAAUUGUUUAGAAUGUUCAUAUAAUUAAGGAGUAAUUUGCAAUCAAUGUAUUCAAUCUAAUUACUUAAAUAAUAAUGAAUGUAUUUAAUGUAUGGAAGGAUGUGAUGUUUGUUCUUCUUCAAACUCUUGUGAUAUAUGUUCUCCAGGAUAUUAUUAUAGUACAUUACAAUAGUGUGUAAAAUGUUCAGUUAAAAAUUGUUCAUCAUGUCCUAAUGAUACAUGUAGAAGUUGUUUACCAUAAUACUUCCUUUAUGCACAAACAUGUUAAUUAUGUCCUCCAGGUUGUUCUAAUUGCCAAGGCACUUAAGGCAGAGAAUGUACAUCUUGUCUUAAAGGAUUUUAUUUGAAAGUAUAUACAUAUCAACUUAGAUAUUUAGGAUAGAGGUUGUUAUCCUGGAACAUAAUAUUGUGCUCAAUAUAAUAAUGAUGGAACUUGUAAAAAUUGUAUCUAUGGAGCAUAUGUUGCUGACAAUUAAGAAUGUUUGCCUUGUAUCUCACUUGGAGCUGGAGUAAUUUCAUUCAUUUAUAUAUUAUAUAGUAUGUUUGUGGAUAAAAUGCUAAUGUCUAUUGCUUUUUAGAAAUAUUAAAUUUUGCUGUUUUAUUUAUCCUAUUAAUUCAGUGA